AUGAAGCUUUCAAUUCCCUGUCUUGGCCUCCUGGGACUAGCCAGCGCACACCUAGCCAUCGUCAACAGAGCGCCGCCGGGUCCGCCGUACAAGGAGACGCCGCCGAGCAAGCUUCUUUCCGAUGCAGUACGGGCCGGCAUCCCGGGCUGGGGGCUGGCCGGGCUGCCCAAACUCCCUAAGGACGGACCCAAGCCCCCGAUCGACAAGAUGCCCGGGGGGUUACCGGAGCUCCAUCGGCCCAAACUGGGCUCCUCAGACUGGAGAACCGACACACUCAAGGGGCCGAGAAAGAAGCCGGGCACCACGUACCCCAAAGGCCCGCCGUGCCUGAAGCGCGGCUUGUCAUGCCGCCUGCGCGUGCCCAAGGCCAUUGGCAAGGCUGCCGCGUUUAUGAUUGUAGCCCCCUACGCACGCGAUAUUCUCGAAAUGGUCAAGGCAUGGGAUAAUCCCAUCGGGCACGCUGUGAAGUGGUUUGACGACGCCAUGGCUAGCCUCCAGGAAGCUAUUGGCGGACCCCAGCGUGACGAUAUCUACGGCAACGAGCUCAAGUAUAAGCUGAUCCAGUUUUUCAAGAGCGUGUUUCGUCUUUUUGGAGAGACACAAUGGGACAUGAAUGAGCGCCUCCGCGAGGAGGCCCAAGCCAAGGAAAAAGCACGUCGAGAGGAGGAGGAAAAGGAGAACCAGAGAAUCAAGGGCCUGGAAGAGCUGGCAGGAGUAUGCGAGAAGAUGUACAACGAGGAAUUAGACGGCGCUAUUGUUACGACCCAGCUCAAAGAGAGCUGCAACAAGCUCGCAGAAGAGCUGGAGAAGAUUCAGAGCGAGGAAGAAGAGGAGGAGGAAACGCCGCCGGAGCGCUACGUCUGGUUCGGAAAGUGCAGGUGUAAUUUAUUUGACCUCCCACCCAGCGGCGAUGAGUGCACUUUACAGUGCCGCGUGGUGUCGAUUAUAUUAUCGCUGAACCCCCCCGGACAGGACUUUGAAUCUGCACCAGAGACGCCCCCGGAGCCAGAGCCCAUAGACAUAUGUUCCAACUCUAUUGGCGAAUUUGAGUGCGGCAGCGGACAAACAGUCCUAGAGCUCAAGACGGGACGUGCCGUCUGCGGAGGAUGCGGGUUUGCCUGGGACGCCGAGGGCGGCAGAUGCGUGAGCAAGACGGGCGAGGUCCUCUGGCCGCUGGAGUCUCCCGAGCCUCCCGAUACACCCCCGGAGCCAGUGACCGGCGACCAGUCAAUAGCAGAGCUUUGGACCGGCCUGACCGUCUGUAGUAUCUGCAGAGGCGGGUGGGACGCCGAGAGCAGCACAUGCAUGACCAAGACCGGGGAGCUGCUCUGGCCGCGGAAGCUGCCUCCCAAUUCUCCGGCUUCGAUACCCCCCGAGAUCUCGGGGACGUGUGCGGACUCGAGUGGCGAAAUUCAGUGCGGCGGCGGGCAGUCGGCCGCCGAGCUGCAGGCAGGAUAUGCCAUCUGCGGAGUUUGCGGAUUUGCCUGGGACCCCGAGGGCGGUAAGUGCGUGAGCGAGGCCGGCACGCGUAUCUGGCCGCCGCCGGAGCCGGAGCCGCCGAGAAGUUGUUUCGAUUCGGCGGGCGAGAUUGAGUGCGGUGGCGGGCAGACGGAUGAGGAGCUCGAGGCUGGGUACACGGCUUGUAGAAUCUGCGGCGGUGCCUGGGACCCCGAGGGUGGUAAAUGCAGUAGCUUGACCGGACCUAUCUUCUGGCCACCGGCGUAG
Molecule: messenger RNA, 1725 nt
Organism: Metarhizium robertsii ARSEF 23
Lineage: Eukaryota; Fungi; Ascomycota; Sordariomycetes; Hypocreales; Clavicipitaceae
Exons: 2
Coding region: 1-1725 (574 amino acids)
Source: RefSeq, a predicted model, not a curated record